This is a messenger RNA of Sporothrix brasiliensis 5110, 231 nucleotides long. RefSeq lists its product as uncharacterized. The transcript has a single exon. The coding region runs from base 1 to 231 and encodes 76 amino acids. Lineage: Eukaryota; Fungi; Ascomycota; Sordariomycetes; Ophiostomatales; Ophiostomataceae. The record is from RefSeq and is a predicted model, not a curated record.
AUGUCUAAGAGAGCGGACAUUGAGAUGAAAGAGCUUAAGGCCAGCUGUCAACUUUCGUUGACGACCGUCGUGGAUAUCGGCAAAGAGGCCGGCGCAGGGUCUUCCGCGUAUCUUGAUCUUGAGGCCGACCACGUGGAGAGCCACAAGCGUGAAAAUUGCGCCAGUGGUGUGUCUGGUGGCGACAGGGACUGGAAGCCUCAGCACAUUGGGCUGGCUGGUUCCAAUUGGUAA